Messenger RNA from Erpetoichthys calabaricus (reedfish), 1605 nucleotides. RefSeq names its product collagen alpha-2(IX) chain-like. The annotation marks the transcript as partial. The record is from RefSeq and is a predicted model, not a curated record. Lineage: Eukaryota; Metazoa; Chordata; Cladistia; Polypteriformes; Polypteridae. The transcript is spliced from 5 exons.
UGUGGCGGGGGCGAUCCUGGGUACAAUGGACCCACAGGAGAUCCUGGUAAGCCUGGAGAACGGGGACCCCCUGGCCUUCCUGGGCCUAGAGGACUUUAUGGAGAAAGGGGUGUGCCUGGAAUGCCCGGGAGACAAGGUGCAGCUGGUAGAGACACAAGUGAUCAACACAUCAUCGAAGUUGUUCUUAAAAUGCUUCAGGAACAGCUGGCCAACGUUGCCGUGAGUGCUAAACGGGCUGCACUGGGAGGAGCAGGUGUGAUGGGACCUCCAGGACCACCAGGCCCCCCAGGGGCUCCAGGAGAGCAAGGGCCUCAUGGCCUUCCAGGACCCAGAGGAAUACCAGGCAUUAUAGGGUCUGUUGGACAAAUCGGAAACACUGGAUUCAAAGGUAAGAAAGGACCAACGGGUGAAAGAGGUGAUCCAGGACGUGCACACCAGGGCCAACCAGGACCCCCUGGCAUACCGGGUCCACCUGGCAUUGAUGGGUACGGAAGAGAUGGCAAACACGGGGAGACUGGUCCACAGGGUAUGCCCGGAGAGCCUGGGCGCCCAGGGACAGUGGGACCUCCUGGUCUUCCAGGAUUCUGUGAGGCAGCGGCUUGUCUUGCAGCCUCAGCUUAUGCGUCUGCACGUCUGAGUGAAGCCGGUGCGAUCAAAGGACCAUCCAAGUAAUUGUUCAUAAAACAAUAAAGGGUCACCACCAAAAGCAGUGAUACAGGAAGCUGUGGAGACGUGGCCAGUCUAGUCCAUGGCGCAGACCUUCUCCAGCACCUGCUCACAAAAGAUGGAAAAAACCUGGAAUGGAAUGGACUACACAAUUCUUAAAAUUAAAAGAAGAUUGUUGCGAUAAUAAUCAAGUACUGGUGCUUUUUAUAUCAUGGCCACUGUAUUUUUUUUUCUUUUUUACGUAACAUGAAUUGAUUAUUUUUAAAGUCAUAAACAGUCAUAAAGUCUUUCCUACCACCAACCCUCCUUACAAAGCACAUGUAUAAAAGAGUCAUAAAAUAAACCUUUGGAAAAUGUUACAGAAAUCUUGUAAGAUUUGUUAAUAAUUACCUCUAGUUGUUUGCUUGUACAAAACGCUGCCUUUCUGUUCAGCUCUUUGACUUUUCUUUCUCCUCAUUUGUGACUUGCCGUUGUUGUAUUCCUUGAACCUUUCUUUACUUGAAAAGAACAAACACCAGCAAAACCAAAGCCUGCUUUCAAAUCGCACUCUGUGAUCCAUUGUUGUAAAUCUUUUUUGUAAAUUUGUGAUUUAAAAUAUAUUGGAAAAUGGGUUUUUAGCACAAUUAAAUAAAGGUACAAUGUUAAUGAACUUAAUCAGCGUUCAUUAAAUUUCGACAAUGAUGCGGUCUGUCUGCCUGUCCAAAGUGAGCCUGCAUUGAAAAGCCCACCGAUGAAAUGGAUUUGCGAGAAAAAUCCAAAUGCAGCGGCUGAUUGCCAGAACCCUUGAUCCUGAUUAACUUCAUUAUUGGACAUUAUUUAUUACUUUGAAAGCUUCUCAUCACUUUUUGACUGUAAAGACAGGAGAAUUUGUUGACAUUCACUGUUGGUUGUACAAUUUCACAGGCCGAGUCAAUAAAAGGACACUUUUGUAAAAGCUAA